Messenger RNA from Manis pentadactyla (Chinese pangolin), 5113 nucleotides. It is a transcript of the gene CGN, whose product is annotated as cingulin. The coding region runs from base 168 to 3743 and encodes 1191 amino acids. Gene Ontology annotation, cellular component: myosin complex. The record is from RefSeq and is a predicted model, not a curated record. The transcript has 21 exons. NCBI's taxonomy places the organism in Eukaryota, Metazoa, Chordata, Mammalia, Pholidota, Manidae.
UUGUAUGGGGGAGAAAGAAAGGGGGACGCCGACGGACAGAGUGGGAGGGCCCCUGGCGCCGCUCGUGCUGCCCUGCCGGAGCGCGAGCCCGAGCCCGAGCUCGACCCCGAACCCGGAGCGCCGAGCCUGGCUGGGGACCUGUCCCACACAUGAAGUAGGCAUCCACCAUGGCUGAGCCCUGGGGCCCUGUAGACCACGGAGUCCAAAUUCGCUUCAUCACAGAGCCAAUGGGUGAUGCAGAGAUGGGCACCCUGCGUCGUAGUGGGCAACGUCCAACUAAGAAUGCAAGAGCCAGUACCUAUGGGGUUGCUGUGCGUGUGCAGGGCAUUGCUGGGCAGCCCUUUGUGGUACUCAACAGUGGGGAGAAAGGUGGUGAUUCUUUUGGUGUCCAAAUCAAAGGGGCCAACAAUAGAGGGGCCCCAGGAACUUUGAGUUCUGAUUCAGAACUCCCUGAGAGUUCCUACCCUUGGGCCAAGGAGGCUCCUGCCCCCUUUCAGGGCAGCAUGUCUGAUGAGGAGCCGGGGGCCUGCAGGAAAGGAAGGCUACUCCGCUCACAGUCCCAGGCCUCACUGGCAGUCCCUGCCCCUCUGGGUCCAAAUGACAGGAGCACCAGCCUGCGGGAGCUAGCCCACCAAGGAGCCUCCGGUGGGAGCACCAUUGACACUGCUCCCCUGUCUUCAGUGGACUCACUCAUCAACAAGUUUGACAGUCACCAUGGGGGUCAGGCCCGGGGCCGGACUGGCCGCCGCACAAGGACGCUGCCCCGUGAACAACGCAAGCGGAGCCAGAGCCUGGACAGUCGGCUUCCUCGAGACACCCUUCAGGAACGGGAGCGCCAGUCACCGAACCACUGGACCCCUAGUGCAAAGCAUGACCACCAUGUUGGCAGAUUGAAACAGCCAGCCCAGAUCCAGGGCCCUCUCAGUAGCUUUAGCCAUUCACGUCAGACCCAGGACUGGGUUCUUCAGAGUUCUGAGGAGCCAGCGGGGAGAGCACAGGACCCUGCCAUGCUGCAGUUCAAAUCAACUCCAGAUCUUCUCCGAGACCAGCAGGAGGCAGCCCCACCAGGCAGUGUGGACCAUGUGAAAGCCACCAUCUAUGGCAUCCUGAGGGAGGGAAACUCAGAAAGUGAAAUCUCUGUAAGGAGAAAGGUCAGUUUGGUCUUGGAGCAGAUGCAGCUUCUGGUGGUGGCUUCUCCUGUUUCUGCUAAGACCCUGGCAGGGCAGGGUGAACUCACCCAAAAAGUGGAAGAGCUGCAGCAGAAGCUGGACGAAGAGAUGAAGAAGUGGCAGAAGCUAGAGCCAUCCUGGGCCAGGCUGGAACGGCAGCUGGAGGAGAAGGCAGAGGAGUGCUGCCGGCUGCAGGAGCUGCUGGAGAGGAGGAAUGGGGAGGCCCAGCAGAGCACCAAGGAGCUCCAGAACAUGAAGCUCCUCCUGGACCAGGGUGAAAGGGCACGGCACAGGCUGGAGACCCAGGUGGGGGAGCUGCAGGACAAGCUGAAACAAGCCCGGGGUUCUGAGCCUGCUAAGGAAAUGCUAAUGAAGGACCUGUUAGAGACCCGGGAGCUUCUAGAAGAGGUUUUGGAGGGGAAACAGCGGAUAGAGGAGCAGCUGAGGCUGCGGGAGCGAGAGCUGACAGCUCUGAAGGGGGCCCUGAAGGAGGAGGUGGCUUCCCGUGACCAGGAGGUGGAGCAUGUUCGGCAGCAGUACCAGCGAGAUGCAGAGCAACUUCGACGGAGCAUGCAAGAUGCAACCCAGGACCACGCAGCAUUGGAAGCUGAGAGGCAGAAGAUGUCAGCUCUGGUGCGAGGGCUGCAGAGGGAGCUGGAGGAGACCUCAGAGGAGACAGGGCAUUGGCAGAGCAUGUUCCAGAAGAACAAGGAGGAGCUUAAAGCCGCCAAGCAGGAACUCCUACAGCUGCGGAUGGAGAAGGAGGAGAUGGAAGAGGAGCUUGGGGAGAAGAUAGAGGUUUUGCAGAGGGAAUUAGGGCAGGCCCGAGCUGGGGCUGUGGCUGCUCGCCAGGUGGAGGAGCUCAAGAAGGAGCUGUGCCAGACACAGGAAGACCUGAAGGAGCUGCAGGCAGAGCGGCAGAGCCAGGAGGUGUCUAGGCGACAGCGGGAGCGGGAGUUAGAGAAGCAGCUGAAGGUCGAGGCCGAUCGAGGCCGGGAGCUGGAACAGCAGAACCUCCAGCUACAAAAGACUCUCCAGCAACUGAGACAGGACUGUGAAGAGGCUUCCAAGGCUCAGAUGGCAGCAGAGGCGCAGGCGGCGGUGCUGGGGCAGCGUCGGGCAGCCAUGGAAACGACGCUUCGGGAGACCCAGGAGGAAAACGACCAGUUCCGAGGGCACAUCCUGGGUCUGGAGCAGCAGCUGAUGGACGCACGGGGCCUGGCAGAGGGUGGGGAAGUGGCGGAGGCGCGACUUCGGGACAAGGUGCAGCGGCUAGAGACAGAAAAACAGCAGCUACAGGGGGCCCUGAAUGCAGCUCAGGAAGAGGAGGGGAGCCUGGCAGCUGCCAAGCGAGCCCUUGAGGCGCGGCUCGAGGAGGCCCAGCGCGGACUGGCCCAUCUGGGGCAGGAGCAGCAGGCACUGAGCAGAGCCCUGGAGGAGGAGGGGAAGCAGCAGGAGGCUCUCCGGCGGGGCAAGGCCGAGCUAGAGGAACAGAAGCGUUUGCUGGACAGGACAGUGGACCGACUGAACAAGGAGCUGGAGCAGAUCAGGAACGACUCCAAGAAAGGCCUGCAGCAGCUCCAGGCCCAGCUGGAGGAUUACAAGGAAAAGGCUCGGUGGGAAGUAGCAGAUGCCCAGCGCCAGGCCAAGGAGUGGGCCAGUGAGGCUGAGAAGGCCUCUGGGGGGCUGGGCCGGCUUCAGGAAGAGACCCAGAGGCUGCGGCAGGCCCUGCAGGCAUCCCAGGCUGAUUGGGACACAGCCCGGCUGGACAAAGAACUGCUGGUCCAGCGACUGCAGGGGCUGGAGCAAGAGGCAGAGAACAAAAAGCGCUCCCAGGAUGACAGGACCCGGCAACUCAAGGGCCUUGAGGAAAAAGUCUCACAGCUGGAGGCAGAGUUAGACGAGGAGAGGAACACUGUGGAGCUGCUGACCGACCGGAUGAAUCGUGGACGGGACCAGGUGGACAACCUGAGGUCAGAGCUCAUGCAGGAGAGGUCUGCUCGGCAGGACCUGGAGUGUGACAAAAUCUCUCUGGAGAGACAGAACAAGGACUUGAAGAGCCGGUUGGUUAGCUCAGAAGGCUUCCAGAAGCCCAAUGCCAGCCUUUCUCAGCUUGAAUCCCAGAAUCGGGGGUUGCAGGAGCGGCUGCAUGCUGAAGAGAGGGAGAAGACAGUUCUGCAGUCCAACAACCGAAAACUGGAGCGGAGAGUUAAAGAACUGUCCAUCCAGAUAGAUGAUGAGCGGCAGCAUGUCCAUGACCAGAAAGACCAGCUAAGCCUGAGGGUGAAGGCUUUGAAGCGGCAGGUGGAUGAAGCAGAAGAGGAAAUUGAGCGACUGGAUGGCCUGAGGAAGAAGGCCCAGCGUGAGCUGGAGGAGCAGCAUGAGGUCAAUGAACAGCUGCAAGCCCGGAUCAAAGCCCUAGAGGACUCCUGGCGCAAAGCUUCACGUUCAGCUGCUGAGUCGAAACUCCAACAUGAAGGGCUGAGCUCAGAUGAGGAAUUUGACAGUGUAUAUGAUCCUUCCUCCAUUGCAUCACUGCUCAUGGAAAGCAACCUGCAGACCAGCUCCUGUUAGCUCAUGGUCCACGAGGGCCCAGAAACCAUGCCUGAGGCCUUUCCCGGCCAGCCCUGCUCUGCCCUGCCAAGCCUCAGAUUCCUCAUUCCUGUGGGGGACCCAAUUAUUCAGACCUAAGACAGGGAAGGGUGUGUGAGUGGUGGUGAUAAAAAAGCAUCAGUGCCAAGCUUGGUAGACAGACUUUCCCUUUCCUCUAGAGGAGUAGUUAUUUUAGGCCAGCUGAGCCCUUCCCUUAAGUGCCGACCCAUCCCUCACAGAGGCAGAAUGAUCAGCAUAUAGGCUGAAGGGGAUUGAUCAGGGUAGGAAGGGACAGAAAUUGCCAUGUAUAUAAAGCUUUAUUUCUUUAGCCCUUAAUCCUCAGGCUCAGGGAAAUACUCUGUGUGAUUUUGCUGCCUUGACUCCUACAAACUGUUUUCCUCUCUGGAUCAGGGUGAGGGGAACAUUAUGGGUAGUGGACAUGCUGGCAUGGCUCUACCCAGUUCUUAGAUGCUCAUCUUUGCACAGCCAUGGGUCUCAUGGGGUAUUCCCCAUGCCCCUCCAUUCCUAUAUAUUUUUUUGUCUUCCCCAAGCUAGUGGAUCCAAGGGAUCCCUCCACCAUCCCUUCCCAUUCUCACCAUUCCUACCUUCCUUCUUCCCAUUCAGUGCCUUGGCUAGGGUGAGGAGAUAUGGAUGCUCUUCUUGCUGUUCACACCUGUACAUUUGUUCCUCUCCAAGAACCAGCCAUUCCCCAGUUGGGGCCCUUAGCGUUCCUUGCAGCCCCAUUGAGUGGUUGAGAGAGCUACUGGCCUCUCUGCUGAUAAGCUCCUAGGGGAAGGGCCUUUGGGAAGGCUGUCAUAAGUUGGUGGGGCCUGGUUUUGUUCAGGGUUUCCAUCCUUCCUCCUUUCUCUUGUGGCUAUGGAUGAGUUUAUAAAACGGUUACACCUGGAAACACUGACAGCUGUGUACACAAGGUCGGAAAGCAAAGGUCUUCCUCAUGGUGUCUCUGACCAGAUGUGCCCAAUCUCAGCAGGGAUCUGAGGGACCUUCAUUAUAUCAGGAGCUUGGGGCUGAUACAGGGCUUACUGCCUGGGGCUGGCAUCUGGCUCUUGGUAGAAAUGGGAAGAGAUGAUGGAGGAUUUAUUCCUCCUUUGGGUUUUUUGGGAGAACCAAGUUCUGGUGGGGAGGAGGUAAGGGAGAUAAUUCACCUCCCUUAUUUGCUAAGCAGACUCUGUAAGGAGCCUCGGGAAGGAAGAAGCUUGUUCUCACCAAUGACUUAUAAUUUCAUGAUUAAAAAAUAAUUCCUGUUAUGUAAAUCAGGUAUUUCCUCCCAAACCAAUCCAGCCUUGAUUUUAUUUUAAAUUAAAUAUUAAAAUUAUGUAUCUAUACUGAAA